Molecule: messenger RNA, 1128 nt
Organism: Talaromyces marneffei
Lineage: Eukaryota; Fungi; Ascomycota; Eurotiomycetes; Eurotiales; Trichocomaceae
Exons: 3
Coding region: 1-1128 (375 amino acids)
Biological process (GO): retrograde vesicle-mediated transport, Golgi to endoplasmic reticulum
Cellular component (GO): SNARE complex; endoplasmic reticulum
Source: RefSeq, a predicted model, not a curated record
AUGACAGACCUGACACCUUCAGUCCAGGAACUCCUGCGCGAGAAGCGCAAAGAACUCGCCACAGACACCGAGAUUCCACAGACACCUCCCCGAGAUCCGAAAAACGUCAAUGAAUUCUUAAAAGAGGCAUACCGUAUUAACUCACACAUCCAAUCCCUCCUCCACUACCUGCAGUCAAUCCGGCAUUCCUACCUCUCCAUCCACACCACCAAAAAGAAACCCGACACGACCCCCGCCGCAACAGCAUCGCCAUCAAACACAACGAAUCUACCAACGCAAAACCUCUCCGAUUCAGACCGCGACUCAAUCGAUUCCUCGACCGCACUAUUGCUUCGCGACUUGUCGUCUAGUAUCACCAACCUGCAAUCAGCGGAACAAUUACGGGAGGAAACGGAGCGGCAGCUCCUACACAAAAAAUAUGGGCAUCUUAAAGGGACGGGGGCAUUGUGGCGGUGGGCUGCUGGUGAUGUCACAGCGGCAGGAGGGAACGAAGGGAAAUCCGAAGAGCAGAUAAUCGCCGAAGAAUCGGCACGCAACAUACGGACCGUAAGGGAGAGUGUAUUGUGGUUCUUGCGCAGGAAUCUGGAGCAAGUUACGGAGGUGCAGAUGGGGAUGGUGGAGAAGAGGAUUGAGCGAGUGAGGGAGAAGGAGAAAAGCGUCUUAUACAAAUCUACGAUUCCGCAAGAACAGUUACAAAGACAAAGGCAAGAAUGGGAACAUCCUACAGCGGGCAAAGAUCAGCAGCAAAAGUACGAAAGGGCGUCUACACUCUCGGACCAGGAAACGGCAACGAUUGAGUCGCAGUUGUCGGCUGAACAACUCCAACUCUUUGCAGAGGAGAAUGAUAUGAUGCUUCGCCAUUACGAGGACACGCUUAGUAAAGUCCAGAACGCAGAAAAAUCCCUCCUCGAAAUCUCCUCUCUCCAACAAACCCUCGUCUCGCACCUCUCCACUCAAGAAGAAUUUAUUUCGCAGCUCGUCACCGAUGCAUCCACCACCGCAGAGAAUGUCGGUAAAGGAAACAAAGAACUUAAACGCGCAAAUGAGCGAAGGAGUACGGCGCAGAUGGUGUUUUGGUGUACGGCGGGAUUAUGUGUUUGGUUGGUUGUUUGGGAUGCUAUUUUCUAA